AGGAGCAGGCGCCCCGGUGUGGCCCGGCCCCCGCGAGCGGGGAGGAGGCGGAGGAGCGGCGCCAGCAGCUUGAGGAGCGGCGCGCCCCGCCAGGGCUGGAGGCAGGCGCGCUCGGCGGGCGCCACCGUCUCAUCAGGGGAGCGGGGGCUGCCCCGGGUGCGGGUGAGUGGCGCGGCACCAAGCCACAAGGGACGGAGGGGCACCGGACACGCGGGAAACAGCGGGACAAACAGGAGGGGGCCGAGCUUUGGUUCCCGUAGUCUCGUGGCGGGCCAGGCGCAGAGCCCAGAGUAGCGAGCAACCUACACCUCCAGGCGGGAAGCCCAGGGAAGGAGCUGCGAGACACCAGGCGUGCGGCCCAGGAGCGGCGGGGAAACGGGAGCCGCUGGGGCACAAGAGUGGGAACGACAGGACCCUCGGCUGCAGCUGCCCACGCGCGGAGGGAGCCACACCAGAGCACCAGCGGGGCCCAGAGCCCGGCGGGGCGCGGGAACAGGGGCGCCCCCGUGCGGAGCUGCUGGGCCGCCUGGGAGCGGCGGCUGGGGCCAUGCUCAAGCCCAAGGACCUGUGCCCCCGAGCGGGUACGCGCACCUUUCUGGAAGCCAUGCAGGCGGGCAAAGUGCACCUGGCCCGCUUUGUACUGGAUGCGCUGGACCGCAGCAUCAUCGACUGCCGCGCGGAGCAGGGUCGCACGCCGCUCAUGGUGGCGGUGGGGCUGCCGGACCCCGCGCUGCGCGCGCGCUUCGUGCGGCUACUGCUGGAGCAGGGUGCGGCCGUGAACCUGCGGGACGAGCGCGGCCGCACGGCACUCAGCCUGGCGUGCGAGCGCGGCCACCUGGACGCGGUGCAGCUGUUGGUGCAGUUCAGCGGCGACCCCGAGGCGGCCGACUCGGCGGGCAACAGCCCAGUGAUGUGGGCGGCGGCGUGCGGCCAUGGGGCGGUGCUCGAGUUCCUGGUGCGCUCUUUCCGCCGCCUCGGCCUGCGCCUCGACCGCACCAACCGAGCGGGUCUCACGGCGUUGCAGCUGGCAGCCGCCCGCGGCCACGGGACCUGCGUGCAAGCCCUCACCGGGCCCUGGGGCCGCGCGGCCGCAGCCGCCGCGGCCCGGGGCUCCAACUCCGACAGCCCCCCUGGCCGUCCGGCUCCCGCGCCCAGCCCGGAGCGCCGACGACCCAGCCCCCGCCGCUUACCUCGGCCUCUCCUGGCGCGCUUUGCGCGAGCGGCCGGCGGCCACGGUCACGGCGACGAGGCUGGGUCAGGGGGCAAGAGCUCGGGCCGGCACCGAGCACAGGGCAGCGAGAGGCCCGAGCUGGGCCGAAGCAUGAGCCUGGCGCUGGGUGCUGUAACCGAGGAGGAAGCGGCCCGGCUGCGGGCGGGAGCCCUGAUGGCUCGACCACACUCGCCCCAGUCUUCAGGGACCGGGCGGUGGCGUUCGCAGGAGGUCCUGGAGGGAGCGCCUCCGACCUUAGUGCAAGCCCCCAUUGGCCUUAGCCCCCACCCGGAGGGCGGCCCCGGCUCUGGCCGUUUGGGUUUGCGUCGACGCUCCACCGCUCCAGACAUCCCCAGCCUGGUCGGGGAGGCAUCAGGGCCCGAGAGCGGCGCGGAGUUAGAGGCCAACGCUCUGCCCCCCUCGGUGCCUGGGCCUCAGCCUUGGCAGGUGGGCACGGAGGCCGUGGUGCUGCACGCUCAGCGGUAAAUAGCGUCGAGGUUGAGCCCUGUGUCCCCUCCUCUUAUGUCUCGCCUCCCCUGGGAUUUCUUUUUUCCAGGUCCCUCACUUUCCUGGCAGUUUCCUGGCCUGUGACCCCAGAACCUGUCCCCACUGCCCAGGCCAGACCCCUACCAAUCCUCUCUCUGAAAAGAACCCCUAUUUUAUUUCUUUUGUGUGUGUGUGCUUGUUGGUAUUCCCUGCCUAGGUCUCUCACUGUCCCUAUAGCCUACCUUUCCUGUCCUGGAGGGGAGGAGUAGAAGACUGGUUCUAUAGGCUACAGCCUUUCAGCCAGGAAGAUGGACCCCCUACUCUGAGCCCUAAGGCUCAGUUCUGAGUCUUGCCGACUCCUGCUGGGUCACCUCCUCCUUACCAGUUUCCCACACCCUGGCAGCCAGACAGCCGAAGAGUUGACUUGUAGAAAAAAGGCCUAGCCUCCCCCCUCUGCCUAGUGAUGUGGCUGGCAAUGUUGCAUGCCACCAAAGUGUCCCUUCCUGUUAAGUGUUGGAGAAGGAGAGCAAGGAGACCAGCCUUUGAGCCCUUCUGGACAGGAGGGCUGAUUAGGAAGGAAUCUGGAGGUUAAGUUUUUUCUGGGGAGAAACUCCUGCCUCAAGAAAAUGAGAGCAUAUUUAGGGGUGGCAGAGGCCCUGGUAUUGAAGGCUAGUUGUCCCCUGAAAUAGCUUCUGGGUAAUUCCAGCUCCGCAGACCCAGUUUUCAACUUCACUGAUGAUGUGGGGUCAUUGCCCUACAGCAACGGCUACUGAGCCCAGCUCCCAGCACCUGAGCCGAGCUUCAGCUCAGCUGCAUUUGAGUUUUAUCUUUGAGGUCUCGCCCCUCAGGGCCCAGCCUUAUUUCCUCUCACUCUUAGAGCCUGAAAUGGAAAGGACUUGGCACUUCCCCGCCCCCACCACCUCCCAGCUCCCCCGGCCCGCACGUGGGUGCUCCGGCAGGGUGGAAUGGUUGCGAAGGCUUGGUUUAAUUGUAUUUCUUCCAAUCCUCAAAGAACUCGUGUUUUGAGUCUUUGUAUAUGAAGCAGAAAGCAGCGGGUCUGAUCCGAGGCUUAAGAACCUGACAAUGUCUCUUUAAAUAGAAGCUCUGCGAGGGGGAUAAUUGACUGAAGUGUUUGCCACGUUAAACGGCGGCGCGCGCGGGAGUCGGGAAGCCCACACGAGCCGCAGGUCCGGGUUUAAAUUACAUCAAACUCCUGCGAGAGCUGGAAGGGGGCUGUUAAAGGGCUCCUGCUUCUCGCUGGGCCGUUAAUGGAGGGCAGGGCGGAUGACGGAUGCUGGAGGUCGAGACCAAGGACCCCUGCCUCUGCCCCCGCGCGUGGGACGCAGGUCCCGCCCAGCUUCAUUACUGGGCAGAUUAAUGAAUCAGAGGCCACCGCGGGGAGGUGGUUAAAUGCCCUUUCCCGGCCUGGUCCUUCCUCUUCCCCUCCCUCCCUGCCCUCCUCUUUGUGCGGACCUAAGAAGUGUGUGGGGGCGGGGGGGGGGGGGGGAGAGUUCUAGCGGGUCUAGCGAUCGCGUGCCCCAGGACCCUGCGGAAGCGCUAGCACAGGUAUCUGUGCGUCCAGCCCACGGGAUCGUUGGCGCUUGGGGGUCUCUUUUUGUGAACCCCGAAGGUUGAGCGUGCGGCGCCUCACCCGUCUGAGGUGGGGUCUUUUCAAGACGUCGAUCUAUAUGCCUUUGCAGAACGGAAGGUUUCUCACCCGUAACUCUAAGGGAACUUCCAAGAGCGAGAAUGAUCUGUGCUGAGAAACUGGUCCUGGAGGUGAGCGGGCCUGGUGCAGGUGUCAGACACCUCCCCAAUCCUUCCACCCCUCUGAGGUCGGCAAGGCCGCGCCCUCUCCCCCCCCCCCAACCCCGCACUGGACGUGAUCUCUGGUGCCCCCUGGUGGCAGCGCUGAGCUUUCCUCGCGGCGCCCUGGCUCAGAGUUUAGACUUCUGGUUUUACUUGGGAUCACCGCAAUGUACUUCUCCGUGUGCAUUUACCCAUGGAAUCCUCUUCCUCUUGUCGUAUGUUAAAUCCGGAUACUUGAAGUCAUUUCCCAGCAGUGAAGUGAGGGACAAUAAGCAAAAAAACAAAAAACAAAAAACAACAACAACUCGGAUUUGGAGUAGCAGGAGCCCAGACCCUUCUUCACUAAGGACCCCAAGAUCUUCCAAGUUAAGGCUCCCAUGUCCAUAGAGCUCCUGCUCUGUUCUGAAAAACAGGAGUCUCCAACUCCUUGUUUGUAAUUUCUGAAGCUGCACUGUUUUCCCUUUUUUUUUUGUUUAAGGUUUUUUUUAUCCAUUUGAGUCACAGAGAUAGAGAGAGAGAAUAUGAGCAGGGGGAGAAGCAGAGGGAGGGGAAGAA
Molecule: messenger RNA, 4060 nt
Organism: Zalophus californianus (California sea lion)
Lineage: Eukaryota; Metazoa; Chordata; Mammalia; Carnivora; Otariidae
Gene: ANKRD63
Product: ankyrin repeat domain 63
Exons: 1
Coding region: 548-1696 (382 amino acids)
Molecular function (GO): protein binding
Source: RefSeq, a predicted model, not a curated record